AUGCAACACGAAGUACCUUCUGCGAUGCAAGUUGAGGUUCCACAACAAUUGCAAUCUGACCAAUUACAACAACAUGCACAACAAUUGCAAUCUACACAUGCGACCCUCGAACAGCAAUCGUUAUUACCGCAACGGUCAACUAUUUCAAAGGGAAAAUAUUCUCUUCAUGAUUUUCAAAUAAUGAGAACAUUAGGUACAGGAUCCUUCGGCAGAGUACACUUAGUAAGAUCUGUACAUAAUGGACGUUAUUAUGCUAUUAAAGUAUUGAAAAAAGCACAAGUUGUACGUAUGAAACAAAUUGAGCAUACAAAUGAUGAAAGAAGAAUGUUAAAAUUAGUAGAACAUCCAUUUUUAAUUAGAAUGUGGGGGACUUUCCAAGAUUCAAUGAAUUUAUUUAUGGUAAUGGAUUAUAUUGAAGGUGGUGAAUUAUUCUCAUUGUUAAGAAAAUCUCAAAGGUUUCCAAACCCUGUAGCAAAAUUUUACGCUGCUGAAGUGACUUUGGCACUAGAAUAUUUACAUUUUCAUAAUAUUAUUUAUAGGGAUUUGAAACCAGAAAAUAUUUUAUUGGAUAGGAAUGGUCAUAUUAAAAUUACAGAUUUUGGAUUUGCUAAAGAAGUCGAAACUGUCACAUGGACCCUGUGUGGUACUCCUGAUUAUAUUGCUCCCGAGGUGAUUGCAACAAAACCAUAUAAUAAAUCAGUAGAUUGGUGGUCUCUCGGGAUUUUAAUCUUUGAAAUGUUAGCAGGGUAUACGCCUUUUUAUGAUUCUACACCAAUGAAAACAUAUGAAAAGAUUUUACAUGGUAAUGUUGUCUAUCCAUCAUUUUUCCAUCCAGAUGUUGUAGAUCUAUUAUCUAAAUUGAUCACUGCAGAUCUAACAAGAAGAAUUGGUAAUUUACAAAGUGGAUCUGAAGAUAUUAAAUCUCAUCCAUGGUUUAGUGAAGUCGUAUGGGAAAAACUAUUAAAUAAAGAUAUUGAAACGCCUUAUGAACCACCUAUUACUUCUGGUGUUGGUGAUACUUCCUUAUUUGACCAAUAUCCAGAAGAUAAUUUAGAUUAUGGUAUUCAAGCUGAAGAUCCAUAUGGAGAAUACUUUACAGAUUUUUAA
Maudiozyma saulgeensis is the source of this 1107-nucleotide messenger RNA. NCBI's taxonomy places the organism in Eukaryota, Fungi, Ascomycota, Saccharomycetes, Saccharomycetales, Saccharomycetaceae. The record is from the annotation of a GenBank genome assembly.